Botrytis sinoallii is the source of this 2470-nucleotide messenger RNA. RefSeq lists its product as uncharacterized. NCBI's taxonomy places the organism in Eukaryota, Fungi, Ascomycota, Leotiomycetes, Helotiales, Sclerotiniaceae. The transcript has 4 exons. The record is from RefSeq and is a predicted model, not a curated record. The coding region runs from base 458 to 2155 and encodes 565 amino acids.
CCCACAAAGGCAUAUCAUUCUAGCAUCAUGUUUCAAGACGAACGAAUCAACUAGAGUGAUUCCGUUUUCGCUGCAUGAUUCUGGGACGUAUCGCGUUUCAGACACAGCCGCACUCGACAAAACACAGAAUGGCUACUCACACACCCCAGUAUCACAGCUUAUCAUUGCCGAUCUUGAUAUCGUACAAGCAUAUAAUUAUGCAGGGAGAGUUCUUCAAGAGGGCGCAUUGUUUCGAAACUACACAGCUAUCAGCCCUCUCGCUUUGCCCUACGAGCUGCAUGGAACUUAGUUCAAAGUACAUACAUAGACGGUGGCGAUUAAUUACAAGUUUAGGCUCAAAAUCGAUGCGGGUCAUCCAGCAUCUCAUUGUUUACUUAUAUAGGGCCAGCAUAAUGUUUAUAUAUGGCUAUUUCUCACUACAGAAUACACGAUUCAGAUUCUGAACACGCUAGCCGCUAUGAAUAUGUUACCAUUGAUGGGUAACCAGGAGAAUACGUUGAACAAUUGGGCUUCAAAUAACCUGGGCAGGCCUCGGGAUAGCUCCAUGGUCUUUUUAAUGAGGGAGACAGGUCUACAGCAAGAACAAAUAGAUCACUGGUGGACCAUUCAAGAGAAUACUCGUCCCAAUAUAACAAUUACGUCUGGAGAAGUAGGCCUGUUUUCUGAGAUUGACGCGUGUGGUUCUGAAAGCCGCAAUUCCAAACGUGCACACCUCGACUUUUCAGACUCGACACCCAUUUUAUUGGGCAACAACAUACAAGACUUCGAUGCAGCUUUUUCCGGUUUUGAUGAUUGGUCUCCUCUCGAACAAUCAUGUUAUGAUUUGCAUGGACCCUCCUCCACGGAUCUGAUGAAUUUUCACCCCCACGGAAAUUGGUGCGAUCAGUCGACGGAGCAUAGUCUCCUUCACUCAGAUACUAUGAAAUCCUCCGAUACCGAUUCAGUAUCGUCGAUAUCAUCAGGUUAUGAGAGUAAGCGCACUUCAAACAGAUCAUCCGGACGUACUUGGGGCACUACAUCAACGCUUUUCUCAGUAGACGAAGCCCAGGAGACAGGCCCAACUAACGCACCUCAGAGUUUCCCGUAUCAUCAGACCACACAACCAGCAAUUUUGGCUUCGAUUACAGAUUUUCAACACAAAUUAGCUGGUGAUCUCGAUACAAGCGAGUUCACUACUCAACACUACAGCUUAGAAUCUAGCCCUCAACCACCUACAAGCUUGAGACGCAAAUCAAACACCAAUCUCAAUUCUAAGAAACUACCAAAUGUACCUCAGAAGCUUUUGAGAUAUAGCUGUACUAUCUGCCGGCAAUCAUUUGAACGUAAAGGUGCUAAGGGUGACUGGAAAAGGCACGAACAGACAAAGUGCGAGCAACAGAAACUGUGGUACUGUAUGUCUGAAGAGCCCACUUUUCAAGCACAUAAUAUUUGGUAUUGCAUGUUAUGCAAUCAUGCUGAUGGAAAUCGCAAUGAGAUGAUUGGCCAUCUAAUUAAGGAACACCGAUUUCAAAAUUGCUGGAGUAAACCUUUGUCUAAAAGGAGCCAUCCCAGGAAGGACAAGUUAAGGGAUCAUUUGAAGAAACAUCAUGCUUUAUCGGAAGGAUCCAAUGGUUGGGAAGCAUGGCAUCAAGAUUUGCCGGAAAAAAAGGCUUGGGGCUGCGGCUUCUGUGGUGGUUGCUUUUUCACUUGGGAUGCAAGACUUGACCAUAUUGCCGAGCACUACGAAAAGCAAGGUCUUGAUGUAUCAGAAUGGUCAUUGACGAAUGUAAUCAAAGGCUUGCUCAAACAACCUAGAGAAUGGGAUAUAUUGACUGCUUGGAACACAAUCGUUGGUCACAAUGAAAAUUCCUGUACAUGGUCAGAUGAUAACGCUCUGAUGUUGCAGCGCAAGCUAGAGUAUCGCGACGGCACACCACAGAGUCUGGCCGAAGAGGCGAGAAGAUUGGCUAAAAUAUCUCCUCACAACUCCGUGCCGCAGACUUGGCCCCUCUAUGAAUCUCGUGCAAUAAGACUAACACGAGAUUUGUUGACUGAGCCUCCGAGAAAAAAUCCUUUAAACAGGCACGGCGGCGUCUUUUAUGGGGAACCUUCUUGGGCACAUGUUAAGCACGCAGAUUUCGGAAUGCAAGGUGAUAAUUAUGGUGGAUAUAUUUAAUGGUCGAGUAAUCUAAAUUAAUCUGAAUGAUAGAGACGUACGCAGAAGCAAUGGUAUGUGGGAGCUGGCUAUCCACAUCCUAGAGUUUUUUGAUUCAUCAGUCGAUCCUGGUGCUGAGCGCUAUAGAUGAAUUCAUCAUUUGCUCAGAUAUUCAAGUAACCUGGACGGUAAAAGAAUGGAGCCAACGGAGAGAGGUUUCGGGCUGGAGAAGACAAUAAUGUCGAUGCGGUAAUUGAAAGUCUCCCGAGUUCAGGUUUCCGGCGGGGCUGGUGGUGGUUAAUAUAAAUUUAAAGUUCAUACAUCAAAGCAGACUUC